UAACCUCGGACCGGGCCAGGCCAACGCCGAACUGAUCCUCCUCGCCGGCUUGAAUGAAAUGCUAGAAUAAAAUAGCACGAGCUCGCGAAGCCCCGCCCGAUCCCCAGAAAUAAACAAAAGCCGGCGCUCCCCCAAUCAGACGCUGCAACCAACGAAUGCUGCGUCCGUCGUCUGGUAAGCGCGCGCCUACCACCCGGGCCAGGCAUUCCCACGGGGGCGACCGUGUCGUCCUCGUGCUCGGCUACUUAUCAGACGCCACCAUCGCCAUCGUCACCUCCCUCUCCUCUCCCAUCUGUCCAGCCAUCUCUCCAGGUCCAGGGGCAGCAGCAAUAAGUUCCUUCUCUGGCCCAGCGCGAAAGAGCUAGCCGCAGCAGUGCCAGUAUAAAAGAGGCUCUGUCACCCAUACCAACCCAGCCAAACCUGCCGUACCCGCGCAAAACCGCGUGGAGGAUCGUGGAGUACCAGCGAACAGCAGCACCAGCGAGGCCUCGGCCGACAGGGUUGAAUUGAAGCUCUCUCUACGCAGCUGCAUAGAGGCUAGAGGAAUCUCUCUUCCCCAUGUCCGGUGUUAUAGCGAGUCAUUGAGGGAGAGGGGAGCUUCGAUCAGGGCACUAGCUUGCAGGAGCAAGAAAUUGAGCUGCGAGAGGGAGAGGGGGGAUUCGUCUCAUUCAUUCAUCCAUGGUUGUGCAGAAGCCGUGGUUGCCCGUCGAUCUGCGGCUGCCGGCGGGGCCGCAGGCGUCGCUGGGGAUCCUGGCGUUCGAGGCGGCGGCGGCCAUGUCCAAGCUGCUGUCGCUGCACCGGUCGCUGUCGGACCAGGAGGUCUCCCGCCUGCGCUCCGACGCCAUGCGCUCGCCGGGCGUCGCCUACCUUAACUCCACCGACCAGGCGUUCCUCCUCAGGCUGGCCUGUGCCGAGCUCGUCGUGUCACUGGACGCCGCGGCGGCCGCCGUCGCGCGCCUCGGCCUGCGCUGCGGCCUCGACUUCGGCGGGGUGUACUCGUGCCUCAAGGCCGGCGCGCACGACGCGCGGCUCGACCCGCUCGUCGCCAAGGGGCUCAGGGUCAAGGCCAAGAAGAUGGAGCGCCUCGUCGCGGCCACGGCCAGGCUCUGCUCCGAAAUGGAGGCGCUGGACGAGAUGGAAUCAGCCGAGCGGAAGAUGAACGUCCGGGGAUGGCGCCUCAGCGGGCCGAUCCCGCAGAACCCACAGGCAGCGGCGGCGGCGGCGGCGGCAGCAGCGGCGCAGCAGCAGCAGGCCGGGGACUCGCCCGAGGCGGAGUCGCUCCGGCAGGAGCUCAAGAUGCAGCGGCUCAAGGUGAAGCGCCUCAAGGAGGAGUCCCUCUGGAACCAGAGCUACGAGAAGGCCGUCGGUCUCAUGGCGCGCGCUGCCUGCGCCGUGUUCGUCCGCAUCUGCUCCAUCUUCGGCCCGUUCGUGCCCGGGCUCCCGCCGCCGCUGCCGUCGGCUACCACGGACAGCGUCCAGACCCGGCUGUCGAAGCUGCUGCACCCGCGGUCGGCGAGGGCGAAGGCGUCGUCGGGGCCGAUCACGCGCCGGGACGGCCCGUCCCGCGUCCACCCGCCGAUGAGCAACUCGUGCCCGAUCAUCGGCCUCCGCCCCUCCGGCCAGAAAUCCCCCACCGACUGGCGCAAGCUCCUGGACGCGCCGCCCAGCACCGUCGGCGGCGCGGGGCUGGACCAGCAGUACGCGAACGUGAUCGUGUCCGCGGAGGAGCUGCUCCGGAUGGAGGCCGAGGGGCGGCAGGAGGAGGCCGCGGCGGAGCGCGCGGAGAUGUACGAGAUGCUCCCGGCGAAGCUCCGGGCGGCGGUGCGGUCGAAGCUGCGGGAGUGGUGGCGCGACCCGGGCCCGCUGGACGAGGGCCUGGCGCGGGGGUGGAAGGACGCGGUGGACCGCAUCAUGGCGUGGCUGGGCCCGAUGGCGCGGGACACGGCGCGGUGGCAGGCGGAGCGGAACAUGGACCGGACGCGCCGGUUCGACGGCGCGCCGAGGGUGUACGCGCUGCAGACGCUGCGGUGGGCGGACAAGGAGAAGGCGGAGGCGGCCAUCGUCGAGGUGCUCGUCGCGCUCAGCUGCAUCUGCUGGUACGAGGAGCGCCGGCGAGGCUCCGUCCGUCUCGGUUGAACCGUUCAACGACGCACUCGAUCCGGACCGGACGGACGUGGCGGUUGGGCGUUUCUUCCUCCUCUUCUUUCUCCUGCGUUUUGUCAAAGCUUUGAUUUGAAGAGUUGAUUUUUUUUUGGGGCCGGUAGAAGUUAGAACGGGUGGGUGGUGGUGCGUUCAACGGGUUAGGAACGAUGGAGACGACACGACCGUAGCAGCAGCAGCAAUAGUUGAAACGAAAUUAAAUCGUUGAUUGGUUUGCGCGUAUGGUGGCUGUCAGCGGCCUGACGCCGACAUGUGGGGCUGAGCCCCUCUCCCGUCGGUCUCACACCGGUGACAGAGUCCGGUGUAAAAUACAUAAUGUUACGCGAAAGGAAGGAUAGUGUAAUGUAAUAUAUACUACGAUUGAUUCUUUGAAAUUCAUCCAAUCUCAGCGGCAAUUAUUAUUACUCUUCUUUUCAAAUACAACGCUCAUGUA
This is a messenger RNA of Setaria italica (foxtail millet), 2593 nucleotides long. RefSeq lists its product as uncharacterized. The coding region runs from base 679 to 2136 and encodes 485 amino acids. The record is from RefSeq and is a predicted model, not a curated record. The transcript has a single exon. NCBI's taxonomy places the organism in Eukaryota, Viridiplantae, Streptophyta, Magnoliopsida, Poales, Poaceae. Gene Ontology annotation, biological process: positive regulation of growth.